UCUGUCAGAGAGAUUUUAAUUCCUUAUAUUGUUUUAAACUUUUAAUUAUAUUUGAGAUAUAUUUUAUACUAAUAACUUGAUAUAUUCGAAAAUAUUUACAGACAAUUCAAAAACUAAAAUUUGAACUUCAAUAUUCAGUUAUAACCAGAAACAUAGCUCGAAGAGAAAAUGAGACCUUACGCUUUCAACUGUUUUAAAAUGAUGUUGUUACUCUUGUUCUUCAUAUUCUGGAGCCAACAAACUGUGAAGACUGAGCCAGCUCGUCGAAAAGUCUUCCAAAGUUGCGACCAGACGGUCUUCAUCAAGUACAUCACAAAAAUUUGCAGCCUGGUAGCAAAGAGAAGUGUCGAAGAUGAGGAGAGCUGGCUAGGGGGAAACGUUGUUAGCCCUACCAUGCCAGUAGUAACUGAGUCGGUCGAACCAGUCAAGUCGAGACGCGUCAAAAGAUGGUGGAGGCAUUCAAGAUGUGCUGUCUGGAGGGCUGCCCCAUCCGCUCCCUCCUUGAACACUGUGAUGCAUGAAGAUAAAAAGACCCCAUUCUGUAUCUGAAUUAAACUUUUAAAAGAUUAAAUUUUUCAAUAUUAAACCAUCUUAGUUUUAAAUAUGUGUAAAUUAAUUUACAAAAUAUGAAUAUCUAUCAAUAUCAGCAUGGAAGCCUACCGUGUUGUGCAAUAUAUGUCAUUGUAAAGUAGAAAUAAUUAUGUCAAAUUAUCCGUCUAUUCAUUUUAACCGAUGGUUGUGAAUUGUUGUGAGUUUCAUUUUUGCUGCAUCUGAUCUUUUGAAAAUUGAUUGAUUCCGAUUGCUUUCAGAUAAAUAUUUUUCCUUAUUAUAUACAUCCUUACAAUUGUUAUAAUUUUAUAUAAUUGUUUUUAAGUUAUAUCAUCCAUUUGUUUUUUUAAUCUUUGAUUUUAUCUGAAAAUGCUACUUUGGGCUUUUAAUAAAAAUGCUUGAUUUUAAACAGGAAUACAUUAAAAAAAAUAU
This is a messenger RNA of Helobdella robusta, 981 nucleotides long. RefSeq lists its product as hypothetical. NCBI's taxonomy places the organism in Eukaryota, Metazoa, Annelida, Clitellata, Rhynchobdellida, Glossiphoniidae. The transcript has 2 exons. The record is from RefSeq and is a predicted model, not a curated record. The coding region runs from base 169 to 549 and encodes 126 amino acids.